AUGUCUGACGGGAAUUCGCAAGGUCGCAACCAGCGAAAAGACGAGCUGGGGUUUGGGGUUGUGGAAACAUCGUUUCGGCGUCUGGAGUUGUCAUCCACAAAGUCAAACCGUAUUGCUGUGGAACCGACCGGCGGAGCGUGGCUAGCGCGGUACCAGCUGUCCCGUACCGCCCACCGGUAUGGAAGUAGUCAGCCACCAGCCGAGCGACUCCAGGAGUUAUUCGUCAGAAACGAACCUGCUCAACCUUGCACCCAAGAGGUUCAGACGUCCAUCGCCCUUCGACUCUGGAGUAUUCUCGCUCUGCUGAAACACCUUGUGAGUCAACUACCAAGCUACACUCACGGGCCAUCGAAGCAAUCCUCACGGUCGAGGUCGACAAUUGGAGCUCAACCUCUUGUUCCUGAAGUCGUCCCGUUUACCGCCGAGCAGUGA
This is a messenger RNA of Coccidioides immitis RS, 432 nucleotides long. RefSeq lists its product as uncharacterized. The record is from RefSeq and is a predicted model, not a curated record. The transcript has 2 exons. Bases 1 to 432 code for a protein of 143 amino acids. NCBI's taxonomy places the organism in Eukaryota, Fungi, Ascomycota, Eurotiomycetes, Onygenales, Onygenaceae.